AUGGAGGAGGGUGCAGAAGAUCCGGAAAGUUCGAGAUCAUCGAAGCUAGGGCGGUUCAGGGGCAUGCUCGAGAGCGGCGCCAGCAAGUUCCGCCGCAGCCUCAACGAAAACAACGGAACAAUCUCAGUCUUGCCUCCCGACGACGACGACAACAACAAAAUCCCCGCCGCCUCCGCCCCUUUACCCGAAGACCCUCCCGCCCCGGCCCAGGUCCGCCCCAAGCUCGGCGGCCUCCUCAGCAGGACAGAGAACGUCAAGCCUUCCCGGGGCAGCGGCGCCGAUGCCACACCCGCCUCUGCUCCGCCCGCCGCCCCGGCGGUGAUCCCUCCCCCGGCGGUGACCCCUCCCCCUACACCCGCCUCAGCUAAAGUGGCGGCCCCGCCUAGCCCGCCCCCGCCGGUCAGGAAGAAGCCUACCGGCAAGAACAUCGCCACCUUUUUCGAUUUGUUGAAUCGAAAAAAUUAUCAUGCAUGA
Messenger RNA from Salvia splendens (bonfire salvia), 474 nucleotides. RefSeq names its product vegetative cell wall protein gp1-like. NCBI's taxonomy places the organism in Eukaryota, Viridiplantae, Streptophyta, Magnoliopsida, Lamiales, Lamiaceae. The record is from RefSeq and is a predicted model, not a curated record. The transcript has a single exon. The coding region runs from base 1 to 474 and encodes 157 amino acids.